ACAUGUGAAGAAAACCUGGGGAUACAGUGUUUCUGACAUUUAACCGCAGCUUGUCUAAUUUCACACAACGCUGACAGAGUCGUUCGUGACUAGAAGUGUUAUUUUUAACCUUGCUAGGACUCUGAACGCCGCUGAAAGCGAGGUAGCGUCAAUUUAGGUGAGCUAACUUAGCUUUACUCGGCACUUUUGGGGUUGUUUUGCUAGCUUGUAGCCUGCUGCUAACAGCAUGGAUAACACGGAGGAGAACGCUAUCCAGCUGCAUGGAGAUGAGGAAAUCAUUGAAGUCAUCGACCUGAACGACGCGGAGCCUGGUCCAGAUGAUUUGGCGGAUGACUUGGGGGACGUCGACUUUGAAGACGCCGGGAAUGCGGACAACGACAACGAAGGCUGGGAGACGGAGGACGAGAUGGAAGCUGAAGUCGAGCAGGAUGACAGCGAGCUCACUUUCUCCAAACACACCGGCUCGGUGUUUUGUGUGAGUUUGGACCCGGCGACAAACAGCAUGGCUGUAACAGGAGGAGAGGAUGAUAAGGCUUAUGUCUGGAGGGUGAGCGACGGAGAGGUUCUGCUGGAGUGCACAGGUCACAAAGACUCGGUGACGUGCGCCGUGUUCAGCCACGACUCCUCCCUGGUGGCUUCGGGUGACAUGAGCGGCAUGAUUAAAGUCUGGAAAGUGGAAACCAAAGAGGAGAUCUGGUCCUUCGAAGUGGGAGAUCUGGAGUGGUUGGAGUGGCAUCCCUGCGCCCCGGUGCUGCUGGCGGGAACCAAUGAUGGCAACGUGUGGAUGUGGAAGAUCCCUGCAGGAGACUGUAAAACCUUCCAGAGUCCCGCCUGCCAGGCCACCAGCGGCAAAGUCCUCCCUGACGGUAAACGUGCGGUGGUGGGUUACGAGGAUGGAACGGUCCGAGUGUGGGACUUGAAGCAGGGAAACUCCGUCCACGUCAUCAAAGGUCAGGACGGCCACCAGGGGGCGCUGACCUGCCUGGCCUGCAACAAGGACGGCUCCCUGGUGCUGACGGGUUCUGUGGACGGUUCUGCCAAGCUAAUCAACACCGCCACGGGAAAGGUGGUCGGAGUGUUUUCUGUGGAAGGAGGCAAAGCGAAAGGAUCGAAAGACGAGGAGGAGUCCAACUCUGUGGAGUCUGUGGGAUUCUGCAACAUCCUGCCGCUCAUCGCCGUGGCGUACUUGGACGGGACUCUGGCCAUAUAUGACCUGUCAACGCAGGUCCUGAGACACAGGUGCCAGCAUGAGGCGGGCAUCGUUCACCUGCAGUGGGAGGACUCUUCUUCUGUGGUGUCCACCUGCUGCUUAGACGGAGCGCUGCGCUUGUGGGACGCUCGAUCCGGCAACAUGGUGUCGGAGUACCGCGGCCACACGGCAGAGAUCCUCGACUUCACCGUCAACAGGGAGGCGUCUCUCGCCGUCACCGCUUCAGGAGACAACCAGGCGAAAGUUUUCUGCCUCCAAAGACCCGAUCGGUAAAAACAAGGACGAAUCGAAGAGGAGAGAAAAAACGAAUUUCAGGAGAAUCAUCAGAGACGAUCAAACUUUUUGCUCUCCUCCAGCGGAGAACCGGUUUUACCUUCUUUCCUCCUCAGGAUUUUAAAAUACCCCCUGUGUGGAUCUUACCCGACCUGAUUUCGUAGGACUGUAGCUGCCCAAAGAUGAUUUUUUUUUCAGUUUUCAAACGUGCUCAAGAUGUUGACGCCGCUUCCAGCACACCUUAGAGAUUCUUUAAAACAAACUGCUCACCAUUUGGGUCUAAGUACGCUCUUGUUCAAGAAUCUGUGAGACUAAACAAAGUGAAAUUCAGAGACUGGUGUCUCGCCUUCGACGUCCCUUUUUAAUGUUCUGUCCUCCGAAAGAUACAAACAACACAGAGAAAAGGAGUGUUUUUCGUUUGCCAAAUGUCCUCAGCCCUUCGAGGGCGCCCGUGGUCUUCCAGCUCCAGUUUUCUGAUGUAAACUCAAGUGUAAAUACAAAAAAUAAUAAUAUACUUUCUUCUGGGGAACCAUUAAAAGUCAUUUUCAGCCGAA
Messenger RNA from Stegastes partitus (bicolor damselfish), 2037 nucleotides. RefSeq names its product angio-associated, migratory cell protein (gene aamp). NCBI's taxonomy places the organism in Eukaryota, Metazoa, Chordata, Actinopteri, Pomacentridae. Bases 227 to 1483 code for a protein of 418 amino acids. The record is from RefSeq and is a predicted model, not a curated record. The transcript has 11 exons. Gene Ontology annotation, molecular function: protein binding. Gene Ontology annotation, cellular component: cytosol.